AAGUGGCUUUAAAUGUAAGACGUCUCAGAGGAUCCAGCCAGUGCACCAAGAUAGAAAACAGCGCGCAUCCAGAGACUGGAGUGAAGCCUUGUGACCGACAGAGAGACGCACUCCAGGGGACUGCGCACACUCACGCACACACGGGUUUCUGGCUGCCCAAACUGCUGCUUAGCUGGCACAGAGCUGACUACAGUGCAGAGCCACUUGUGUAAAAGAACUGCUGCGUGCAAGCACGGGAGAUUUAUGAAGCUUUCAAGGCCUUUUGGUCUUCCAGAACAGUACUACAGCCUGGUGUGGUUCCUCAGCCCCAUCCUGGGCCUCAUGUUCACUCCUUUGAUCGGAUCAGCCAGUGACCGCUGCACUUUGCGCUGGGGUCGCCGCCGGCCCUUCAUCCUGGCACUGUGUGUAGGUGUGCUCUUCGGCGUAGCGCUCUUCCUUAACGGAUCUCUAAUAGGUUUGGCAAUAGGAGACGUGCCCAACAGGCAGCCUAUAGGCAUCGUGCUGACCGUACUUGGAGUGGUGGUGCUAGACUUCUGUGCUGAUGCAGCUGAAGGGCCCAUCAGAGCAUAUCUGCUGGACGUGGCUGACACGGAGGAGCAGGAUAUGGCUCUCAACAUCCACGCUUUCUCAGCAGGACUGGGAGGUGCUGUGGGCUAUGCACUUGGUGGCCUUGACUGGACAAACACCAUCCUUGGUCAGGCUUUUAAGUCCCAGGAACAAAUCCUGUUUGUGUUCGCUGCUGCAAUAUUCAUCGUCUCCGUGGUACUGCACCUCUUCAGCAUCGAGGAGGAACAGUAUAUCCCACAGCAGGAACGCCUGGAUGAGGAGGCGGAUGGGACAGCCUCUGUCAAACCAAAUGUCCUGCUUGGUCUUCCGACGUCGCAGCAGCAGCUGGAUCUGGUUCCUGAGGAUGAGCCCUAUGAGCGUGAAGCCCACUCAGCUGAGCCAGAGCUGGACUUCCUGGAUGUGGAGCUGGUGCGUAGUAAGAGUGACUCGGUGCUGGCCAUGGCUGAUGGCACCCUGGAGCAUGAGGCGCUCUUCUUGCGCCAGAUAGAGCCUUCCAUCUUUCACGAGCGCUUAUCAUCGUACCAUGGCAGUCAAGAGUUCCCACAUGGACGUUUCAGCCUCAGUCGUCUCUCAUCCUUCAUGCACGAUCUGGAGGGUGAAGACGUGCCACUCCAUGCAGAAUCCAAAGCCCCCAAUGGCCAACUAGCUGGGGACAGCGAUGCCACCAGAAACUCCCAGCCACUUCCAACAAAUGCACUCAAAUCCUCCAGCGCUGGAGCUGCCAUCCGGCGCCGGCGCCACACCUUCUACCGGCAGUCAUCCUGUACUUUCUCCUACUAUGGACGCCUAGGCUCACACCGCUACCGCUACAGGCGUGCCAAUGCCGCCGUGCUUAUAAAACCAUCACGCAGCAUGAACGACAUCUACGAGAUGCAGCAGCGCCAGAGGAGGGCACAGCGCCACAGGGCUCGGCACCAAAGCAGCAACACUACAUCUAGUGGAGACACUGAAAGCGAGGAGGGUGAAACUGAGACUACCGUACGCCUCCUCUGGAUGUCCAUGCUAAAAAUGCCCAAAGAAUUACUGCGGCUCUGUUUGUGUCACCUGCUCACCUGGUUCUCAAUCAUCGCUGAGGCCGUAUUCUACACUGACUUUAUGGGACAGGUUAUCUACGAGGGUGACCCCACGGCUCCAUCAAACUCCACUGAGCUGCAGAACUACCAUAAGGGAGUGCAGAUGGGCUGCUGGGGACUGGUAAUCUAUGCUGCUACUGCUGCUGUCUGCUCAGCUUUACUCCAAAAGUACCUGGACAACUUUGACCUCAGCAUAAGAGUCAUCUACAUUCUGGGCACACUGGGCUUCUCUGCUGGCACAGCCAUCAUGGCCAUCUUCCCCAACGUUUAUGUAGCCAUGGUGAUGGUCAGCAGUAUGGGUAUCAUCUCCAUGAGCAUCUCCUAUUGUCCAUAUGCUCUACUGGGCCAGUACCAUGAGAUCAAAGAGUAUAUCCAUCACAGCCCUGGCAACUCAAAACGAGGCUUCGGCAUCGACUGCGCAAUUCUGUCAUGCCAGGUGUACAUCUCUCAGAUCAUCGUGGCAUCAGCAUUAGGUGCAGUAGUGGACGCAGUGGGCAGUGUCCGUGUCAUCCCCAUGGUGGCAUCCGGUGGCUCCUUCCUGGGUUUCCUGACCGCUUGCUUCCUGGUAAUGUAUCCAGGUGUUGGUGAUGGGGAGAAGAGUGAGCAGAACAAAGCUCUGACCAAUUCCAGCAACGCAGAGAAUGAUGCCAGCCCCGAGAAGCCCAGUGUCCUGAAGCUCACGCGCAAAGGCACCACUACAACAACCUGCAACGUGGAGUGCGAAUCCGCGCUGUGAAGUCGAUGAGUAGCUGUGGCAACACUUACAUUCCCUCCAUCCCAGCAUAGAUCAGCUUUCAUGGUGGAGUGGUAGAUUGUUUUGGGAGGUGGCAUUUGUAUUCUUCAUCCUCAGGGCCACUGGGGAACAUUGGCAAUGACGAGGGCAUUUGAUUGGUCUCUCUCUUUUGCGCUCUUUCUUUUUAUAUUUCUCAAUUUAAGCACGCACUUCAUCCAAUCAAAGAUCCUACUUCCACUCAGUGUGAGAUCUAAUUGAAAUGGAAAUAAUUUGUGUAAGAUAAUCACUUGGAUUCUCAGUUUUGGUUCCAUUUAUAAUUGUUCUUUCAUGUUUGCUUGUUUGGUUUUAUGGCCUCCUGUCCAGGAAGAGGAAGUUUCCCCAAGUACAUUUACAUUCAAGUUAUUCCACAAAAUUGAGUCCUAUGAGCUGAUGGCUAUAAGCCAUAUAUGACGAGAUUGAGUGGAAUAACAGUUUUAUUUUAUCCACAUUCACUGGAUUUUGAGAAACGUAGUAUUUUUUUAUUUUUUGCGAAUUCGAUAAAUAAAAACUUUUAUACAAAACGUCCGACAGAAUCAUUUCCACAGAGAAUGUAAACAAACUGGUGAAAUGAGGGUAGCAAUUUGUGAAAAAUGCGAUAAUUCUUGAAUUUUUUUUAAAAAGAUAUGUUCUUACCAUCAAAUACCUUCAUUCCAUAUUUGUGGGCUGGGUUUUUUUUUUUUAAAUUGGGGUUUUGUUUUCGAGUCCAGUUUUUAUUUCGUCCUCAGUUGGCUCAGCAACACGCUCCACCAUUUUUGUUUUUCUCUACUCACAGUAUAUGAGCUGAUAUCCUAGUAGUAGAGUAGCCAAUCGGAGCAUGCGCUUGCUCAUAUCCAGUGAAUGUGGAUAGAAUAACUAAUAUUUAAUCCUUGGGUUUUUUGGGUUUUUUUUUUCUCAAAUAAAUGUUAAAACUGUCAACUCCUUGUGGCUUUAUGUGAAGGUGUGAUCUGCAGUAAAACAUCCAAAGGUUCAAAACAAACCCAAAUCCUCAUCUCUGCAUUUCAUUAUCCUUAUCAUAGUGUUUUAGUUUGUGCAAAACUGCUGAAGUCAGUCCUGGGAGAAAGAAUUGUUUCUCAUUCAAAGUUUCCUACCUUUCCCAGGGUCCUCUGCUGUAUCUAUAAGCAGUGCAUAGAAAAAUGUUUCAAUUUUAACAUCCAUAUCCAAAUCUUCCACCCAUCGGUGGAACAGCUUUACUGCUUAACAGAUAGUUGUACCAAAUUGAGUAAAUGUGUGAAAAUGGUGAAUAUGCCCUGCACAUCUUUCAGUUGUGAUUGGAGUCCGCUCAGUUGUGUAGUUUGAGGUGCUUUGGGAAGCUGCUUGAAGAGCAUUUCAGUGUCCAUGCUCACGGUCUUCACUUUUUGGCAGAACUUAAGCUGUGCAGUGAACUCACUGAAAUAAAAGGUUGUUUUUCGUGUACUUCUCCACCUUUCUGUUUUGCUUCUGUUGAAUGGAGGGUGCUUGGGACAGAAGUGCUGCACCAUCAGUAGUAAUGUUUACAUUCUCCUUCACUGCUGCAUGUUGGAAGUUGUUUUUAGACCCUUCCACACAAAGAUCUCCCAAUUUCCUCGUCAUCUCUGGCACCUUGGCUGCUCCAUGGCCUCCGGUUCAGUCCCAGUUUAUUCCACAGCUGUGCAAUACACCUGAGAUGGUGGACGCUGGAGUGUGUGCGCGCUUAAUUUUUCCAGCUGGUCAUCUGGGUUUGUUCCAUUUUGGUGUAAAGUGGGGAGAUUUCUGACUUGCUGAAGGCUGGAUGACCAGUCAUGAUCCUAUUGGGAUAUUCACGAGACACGAUAUUUACUUCCAUGUUGUUGCUGAGCAUGUCAGACACUCUGAAGCAUGUUGACAAUAUUUGUGAUUCCCUUAAAGCAGAUUUGUACUUGUAUCUAUCUUUAUAUGGUAUUAAAGCUAAGUUGUAAGCUGAAAUGUUUUUUUGAAAUGGUGAUGAAAAGAAAAAAAAAAGAUAAACCAAACUUGAAGGAAAAAAAUGUAUAGCUUAUUUUCAGACAAAUCAGACACAGUUGCAAUAAUGAUUUGCCUCAGAAUGUGUGAACGUUUGAGUGCUGAAUUUUUCUACCUAGUACAUGAGGAUGUUGCAUCCUAGAUAAAGAAAUGCAAUACAUUUUAUGAAGGCCACAUACUAGCCUCUAGAAUGAACUAAUAGUUAUAAUGCAUUUAUAAGGCAUUAUUAAAAUUGAAUUGUAAUUAAUUCAAUGUGUAUUAAUGGUAUACCACAAUGACAUGAUCCAUGUCUGUGCUAAAAAUAAUCCCUUUUUCCCCCUUAUCUUUAAAGCAUGAAAAAACCAAUUUGCUUUGUUUUUUAAUAACAAUUAUUUAAUUUGAACCAGAUCACUAUGCCCCAAAAAGAAGACACUUUACAAAUGCUCAGAGGGGGGGGGGAAUUCCUCAGCUACAGCUUUCAAGUUCAUAAUUUCUCAACUAGAUAUGUGUGGGAUUGUUUUUAUCCCCCGCUGGCCGAAAAGCCCAAAGGGGGAUUGUCGUGGCGAUUUUCUAUCCAUCCAUCCUGGGAAGGGUACUCGCCUUCUGAAAUCGACUCCUCUCUAAGUUUUUGGAGGAAUUUCACAAAACUUGACAGAAUUUGUUGUUUGUAUGUCGGUAAUAAGCAUAUUGUAACUUCAUUCAAUUCGGUCACAUUUUAGCAGAGUUACAGCCCUUGAUUAACAAAAUUAUACUUUUGACAAUUUCAUGAGUGUUUUCCUUCUGAAAUCAACUCCUCUCAAUUUUUGGAGGAAUUUCAUGAAACUUGGCAAAAGGCAUUAUGUCGGUAGUACGCAUAUUUUGUUCAAUUUGGUCGCGUUUUGCCAGAGUUGUGGCCCUUGAUUAACAACCUUGUACUUUCAUGAAGGUGUUUUCCUUCUGGCAUCAACUCCUCUCACGAUUUUUGGAUGAAUCUCUCGAAGCUCAGCAAAAGGCCUUGUUAUAUGACGCUAAUAUGCAUAUUGCGAUUUUAAUUUCGCUUGUGAAAAUUUUUACCAGAGUUUUGACUCUUGAUUAAAUAACUUGUACUUUGACAAUUUCAUGAGGGCGUACGUUCUUCUGAAAUCAACUCCUCUCACAAUUUGUGGAGAAAUUUCACCAAACUUGGCAAAAGGCUUUACGACAGUUAUACGCAUAUUGAAGUUUCGUUUAAUUUGGGCAAAUUUUACCAGAGUUAUGCCCUCAGUGAUUAACAAACUUGUACUUUUGGCAAUUUCAUCAAGGUGUGCUUGCUUUGAGAUCAACCUUAUCCCCCGCUGGCCAAAGGCCCAAAGGGGAAUUAUGCUGUGGCAAUAUCUGUCUGUCCAUCCGUCCCAGGAAGGGUACUCACCUUCUGAAAUCAACUCCUCUCUGUUUUUGGAGGAAUUUCACGAAACUUGACAGGAUUCUUUGUUAUAUGUUGGAAAUGCGCAUAUUGCAAUUUCGUUCAAUUCGGUCACAUUUUACCAGAGUUAUGGCACAGUUGCCAGCGGGGGAGAUUGUGCUCUCAGAGCAUGCUUGUUUAAGCUUCCUCACACAUUUUUGUCCUUUGGUUUAUACCAACCUAUAUCAUUUCUUACAAAUUUUACUUGAUUAUAUUUCCCAAACAAUAUAAACUAACUAGUAGCCUAAUUUAAACUUCCCCAACCCUGAGCAGGUAGAUACGAACAAUGAAUGAAUGAACACUGUAAAUGCAUCAUGUUUCAUUCAUGUUCAUAAACAUGGUCUUUGUCCAACAAGCUUUGUUUUUAUGUCUUUUUUUAAAAAAUCUGUCCAUUCCAUAUAAUGCAAAUAGUAUAUUCGUCUUCAGUAACAUCCCUAAUAUGAACAAGAGAUUUGUUUUAAAUUAUAUCUCGCUUUAUGUAGGACUGAUGCAUACUACUUUACUGUGCAUUCUUAUAAAUAUAAGAAUUAAAAAAAUAACAUUUUAAAUUGUAGCUAAAUAUAAAGUGCUACAAUGCAUUGACAGUUCAAUGCAUUAAUAGUUCAAGAAAACAACAUAAAAAUUAGAAAGUUCAGGGUUUAAUUGCUAAACAUAAUAUGCAAACUGAGUUUCUUGGACGUGUUAUGUAUACUACACUUAAUUCACUGCAUUAACAAUUAAUAAUAAGGUAAAGUGCAAUUUUCAAAAAUAUGUACAGUAUAAUGCCUUGUAAUGUCAAAACAGAUAUAGAUAAAUAUGGCCUUCAUAGAAAGUGUUACUGAUAUGUACUUAUCACUUUUUAUAUAUAAAUAAAAAUAAGUACUUGAAGUGUGCGAUGUUCAUUUUUUUUUUUCUUCAAUGAACCAAGAAAGGUGUAUGGUAAAGACCUGGGUGAAGGGAUGCUGGGUUGGACUUUUUUGGUUUGGUUGGUUGGUGUUGCUCAAUCAGAAGGUGUGUUCAAGUCACACAGCUGUAACUAUUGACAUUUAUUGUGGUUUUUUUUUUUUUUUUUUUUUUAAACUAUGAGCAAAAGAUCUGACAUUGCAAAGAACUUGCACAUGGGCUGUCGUCCCUGACUCGGAUUAUGCAUGGUCUUGGACUAUGAAGGAUUUCCAAAGGAGUUAAACCCUUUUACUGUGCAAGUUGGUUCAAGACAUGGCUUAAUCUUGGUCGAGAAAGAGGCCUGCACAGAGUUUUAAGAAUCAUCCUGCAAAAGAGAGAAACCUCUGGAUAUUUAUUUUUGAGCUCGAUCAUGUUGUAUAAAAUGCUUUGGCUUUAUUUAAAGAUGAAACUCUAAUGACCGAGAGAUAUAUUAACUGUUGUACUUGAUGCAAGUUGAAGUAUGCGUUGGAAAAGAUCAGAGUUGUGUGUACACACGUGUGUCGGUGUAAUGUCAGAAUUGGACUUUAGCUUUUUUUUUUUUUUAAGUUUACAGACAUUAAUUUGAAGCAAAUGUCACAAGUCAAUGAUUCUCAUUCUAUUUAGUUAAUGGGAUGUGAUUACUGAAUAAUCUUUCUUCAUUGCCUCAUUGAUUGUGUGUUUUGUUCUGUGUUCAUUAUUCUGAAGAAAGUAAGUGGAUGUUAACAUUGUUACGACAGACAAAAUGUAUGGAGAACAGAGUAGCUGCCGUGUACUAUAUGCCUUGUUAUUAGAGAGUUGUAUAUAUUCCUUUUGAAAUGGUUUCUUUUGCUGCUAUUAAGAAAAAAAGGCUGAUUUUA
Messenger RNA from Neoarius graeffei (lesser salmon catfish), 7524 nucleotides. RefSeq names its product solute carrier family 45 member 4. The coding region runs from base 244 to 2376 and encodes 710 amino acids. The transcript has 8 exons. Gene Ontology annotation, molecular function: sucrose:proton symporter activity. Lineage: Eukaryota; Metazoa; Chordata; Actinopteri; Siluriformes; Ariidae. The record is from RefSeq and is a predicted model, not a curated record. Gene Ontology annotation, cellular component: membrane. Gene Ontology annotation, biological process: transmembrane transport.